Molecule: messenger RNA, 570 nt
Organism: Penicillium atrosanguineum
Lineage: Eukaryota; Fungi; Ascomycota; Eurotiomycetes; Eurotiales; Aspergillaceae
Product: Yae1 family protein
Exons: 1
Coding region: 1-570 (189 amino acids)
Source: RefSeq, a predicted model, not a curated record
AUGGAGUCAAAUCUGCUUGAUAGCCUCCUUGACUUGGAAGAGCAGUUCUAUAAUGAAGGCUACGAGCUGGGAGCUGCCGAUGGGGCCAAGGCGGGGUACACCGAGGGCAGCGUCUUCGCCGUGGAGAAGGGCUUCGAGAAAUUCGUGGAGAUGGGCAGACUAUAUGGAAAAGCUUUAGUCUGGGCUCAACGCCUCGCGGAUUCAAAGUCGCCAGAACCGUCCGAAUCGCCAUUGGGUCAAUUUGUGACACCAGACACCCUCUCUCUCGAGCCGUCAAUUUGCAAAGAAAUGCCGAGUCUUCCGUCACAUAGUGUGCGCCUGGUCAGAAACCUCGAAACUCUGUUGGAGCUAGUUGAUCCAGCUUCUCUGGAUAUGAGCAAUACCGAGGAAGCUGUGAAUGACGUGGAUGAGCGCUUGAAGGGAGCCGCUGUCAAGGCCAAGCUUAUCCAGAGAGCCAUGGGCGAGGGCGAAGAGCCUCUGGGUACUUCAGCAAAUUCCAAAGAUGGCCAGAAACCUGGUGAUGGAACGGGCAGCAUCGAGGACAUCAGCUCGCUGAAUAUUCGUCACUGA